AUGCCCACGGUUUUUGUAGCGAGCACAAAAUUGACGCUGCUUUUUUCUUGGUGGUCAACAGACACUGUCUUCUCAUUCUUGGUGACCCUCUUAGUUUUAUUCAGCCUGACCGUGCUGAAUCAGUACCUGGGCGCGUUGAAGUUUCAGCUUGACCAACAAAAAUCCCGUCGCGAAAGCCACGAGGAUGUGCCCCAUUUCGAUCCACUACCCUCGUGCUGGCCUCGAAAUCGUGCCUCCAAGGACCGUGUCAGUCCCCUUCCCAUGAAUAUCGAAUUCGAUGAUGACAGCACCACCCACACCGAUGCCGGCCCCACGAUCCCAUCGUCAGGAUUCCGAUAUCGACUGUGCCCGGAUGAUACGGACAGACCCAACCAGAUCACCUCUGAUCUGAAACGGUGGAGCGCCGCUAAGCGCCGGAGUUGGCGACAAGGCUGUAUGCUCGCUUUAUUUGAAGGAGUGCGCGCCUUCCUUAGUUAUACUUUGUGA
Messenger RNA from Penicillium daleae, 486 nucleotides. Its product is annotated as copper transporter family protein. Gene Ontology annotation, molecular function: copper ion transmembrane transporter activity. Gene Ontology annotation, biological process: copper ion transmembrane transport. The record is from RefSeq and is a predicted model, not a curated record. Lineage: Eukaryota; Fungi; Ascomycota; Eurotiomycetes; Eurotiales; Aspergillaceae. Bases 1 to 486 code for a protein of 161 amino acids. Gene Ontology annotation, cellular component: membrane. The transcript has a single exon.